Manihot esculenta (cassava) is the source of this 1412-nucleotide messenger RNA. RefSeq lists its product as uncharacterized. The record is from RefSeq and is a predicted model, not a curated record. The coding region runs from base 324 to 1232 and encodes 302 amino acids. The transcript is spliced from 3 exons. NCBI's taxonomy places the organism in Eukaryota, Viridiplantae, Streptophyta, Magnoliopsida, Malpighiales, Euphorbiaceae.
ACCAGGAUACGUGGCAUUUAAUGAUAAGUCUUUCGCGUUAAUUCCUGACCCACAUGUUAUCAUACCACACCUAGGAAAAUUGAACUUUUCUCUCCACGCGUUUGGUUUUCGAGAAAGUAACCCAGCUCGGGAAAAUUUUCUCUAAUUUUCUUUUUUCUUGAGGAAAAAACCCUAACCUUGUUCCGAUUCCCCAAAUGAAACCUCACAGUUUACUUCGCUCAUCGUCUUAGCGGUUAAGAUCCCUCCUCCGGCGAUCCUCCGGUGGCCGAUCUAAAAGCCGAGAGAUCGUUACUUCCCUUAUCUGUCUCAUUUCGUCCCAGUCUAUGGACCACUAUGACUUGCAAGCACAGAGAAGGGAGAUGAAGCAUAAAGGAAGAAAUGUUGUUUGGUCUAUUGCUAUGGACAAGUGUCUUAUUGAAGCUCUUGCUAUUCAGGCUAGAAAUGGAAAUAAAAUAGACAAAUGUUUUAACGAGAAUGCAUACACUGCUGCUUGUAUUGCUGUGAACUCCCGCUUUAAUCUAAACUUGAACAAUCAAAAAGUUGUUAAUCGUCUCAAGACAAUUAAGAAAAGAUACAAAGUAAUAAGGGAUAUGCUAAGUCAAGAUGGUUUCAGGUGGAAUCCCAGUACAAAGAUGAUUGAAUGUGACAGUGAUGAUCUUUGGAAGAGAUACAUUUCCGCACAUCCUGAUGCAAAGGGCAUUAGGGGUAAGCAGAUUGAGAUGUAUGAUGAACUUAAAGUUGUUUGUGGAAAUUACCAAGCUCCUAGUCAUUGGGCUAAGAUGAAGGAUGGAGGUCGUUUGACAAAGAGUUUAGAUGAUGAUUCUCCUUCAUUCCAAUCACCAAGUUCAGAAGAUGCAAGUGAGACUGAUGGAACAGAAUCUUAUACUGGGACACCAGAUUGUGCACCAGAUGGUAGUCAAGAACCUCCUCUGAUUCAGCCUGUCAGACAAAUUCCCAAACGGGUCCGGGGAUCAGAAGCUCUUCAAGAUGCAAUGUUGGCAGUGGCAUCAAGCAUUCGGCGUUUGGCUGAUGCAAUGGAGCAAAACAAAACUACUUUUGAUGCCCCAGAACUAUUACAAGCUGUGAUGGAAGUCGAUGGCUUAGAAGAGGCUAAACAAAUGUAUGCUUUCGAAUAUCUGAAUGCCGACCCCAUUAAAGCCAGAGCCUUUCUGACAUACAAUGCUCGAAUGAGGAAGAUUUAUUUGCUUCGACAGUUUUGGUGGUGGAAAUGACAGUUUCAUGUAUAGUUUGGAAAAUUGUGAAAAGCAAGUUCCAUGUAUGUUUGCACAUUGAACCUUAAUUGAUGUUUGGAGGUGAAUGUACAGAUACGAGAUACAUGAUUUCAGAAUGAAAAUUUAGAGCUAGAAGCUGGUAUUGUAGAGAAAUUGACCAGCUUCUUCGCUUUAUUUUUA